Cyprinodon variegatus (sheepshead minnow) is the source of this 434-nucleotide messenger RNA. Its product is annotated as calpain-11-like. The annotation marks the transcript as partial. Gene Ontology annotation, cellular component: cytoplasm. Lineage: Eukaryota; Metazoa; Chordata; Actinopteri; Cyprinodontiformes; Cyprinodontidae. The transcript has 3 exons. Gene Ontology annotation, molecular function: calcium-dependent cysteine-type endopeptidase activity. Gene Ontology annotation, biological process: proteolysis. The record is from RefSeq and is a predicted model, not a curated record.
CUGCAGUCAUGCCCCCCCCAGGAGUGUGUCUGAACAUUGUAGAGGCCCGUCACAAACAGGAUGGUCAGGGGAGCAUCUCAAACCCCAGCUUCCUCUUCGGCCAAGACUACCAGCAGUGGAAGGAGUUCUGUAUCACCAAAAGAGUCAAAUUUAUUGACAACAUGUUCCCUCCUGACAUGAGGUCCAUCGGCCAGGGUCUCCUGAGCCCCUCUCAUCUGGCCCAUGUGGUUUGGCUCAGGCCUGCGAAAAUAGUACAGAAUCCAUCCUUCGUGGUUCGUGAGUUUUCAAGGUUUGACUUUUGUCAAGGAAUACUUGGAAACUGCUGGUUUCUAGCUUCUAUCGGUGCGCUGACCUUUCAUGAUAAAAUCCUCAUGCAAGUUGUUCCUGUUGAACAAGGGUUUGAGGAAAACUACUGUGGCCUGUUUCACUUCAGG